This is a messenger RNA of Malania oleifera, 3740 nucleotides long. RefSeq names its product autophagy-related protein 9. Gene Ontology annotation, biological process: protein localization to phagophore assembly site; autophagy of mitochondrion. Lineage: Eukaryota; Viridiplantae; Streptophyta; Magnoliopsida; Santalales; Ximeniaceae. Gene Ontology annotation, cellular component: phagophore assembly site; autophagosome. The transcript has 11 exons. The coding region runs from base 872 to 3460 and encodes 862 amino acids. The record is from RefSeq and is a predicted model, not a curated record.
AGCAAGUCAUGAAAAAUUCUCAAUGGAAAGAGUCCCAAGAGCCUAGAAGCCCAUCCGCCUUCUUCUGUCUUGCUGGGGGCUGCCCAACAAAGCCCAAUCCCCAUAUCCCCACUCCCCUUGUUGAGGCCUAAAUGCGCAAUUCAGAGUACCUUAAGAAACUGCUCCAAUGCGGCCAAUGCUUUUGUAUCGUGUCAUCUCCGUGGCAGUCCCGACCCACCACUGACAAAUCACAAGAUGACCCACCAUCGGCUGCAACCACGCAGUAAUACCACCAAGCAUCUUACUUUUCCUGGUCGGUUAAGUAGAUCACUAUUGCCCAGAGUAGAAACUCCUGCUUCCCGGCCACAGGGAGAGAGAGAGAGAGAGGGAGCGGUGGUACCCAUCUUCACGUCUCCUUUAUAAACUCAAAGAAGCUUGAGCGGCACAGCCCAAAAGAAAUUCGCAAAAAGCUCCUCUUUCUUCCACGCAAUAUUGGACCUCUCUUUCUCCUUCUUUCCCCGUCUUUCUUUGAUUUCUUUUAGUCAUUCAGUCCUUCCGUGAAUAACCUUCUUUCCUAUAUUUUUUGGGCACCAAUUCUUUGAUUUUUUCUGUUCUGAUUGUCUUGUUUCGUAAAAUUCCUUUCUGGGUACCAGUAAAAUCCGCUAAUUUCUAUUCUACCCUGUUUGACGGAUUUUUUGCUUAAUCGGACACAACCUUUGGUUGUCGCAGGCUCUGAUUCUUUGAAGGUUCCAAAGAAGGCUAUCCGGGUGAACUGUUGUAUUGAGUAGCUUUGCCCCCCUGGCUUGCAAAAUAAUGACUUUCAGAAAAUUGCCCUAGCUAUCCAAGCAGGUUGGGGGAUGGACUGGCUGUUGCCUAUUGUUAUCAUCUGUGAAUGAUGUUCAGGGGGCAAACAGGUGCAAAUGCAAAUGCUUUUAGCAUCUUCAAAUGGAAACGACAUGGUGAAUCAUCUUUGACUGCAGGAUUGCUCAAUGAUGUGCCUCCUGAGAUUGAAUUGUCUGAAUAUGGAAGGGUGCCAAGUCCUGGUAGUGAGAGCCCUUCCGGGCUUCUUAAUGGGGAGAGCUUGAAUGUGGAGCCAAUUGCCGAUUUGGACCUGUUUUUUGAAAGGCUUUACAGCUACUAUUGUGAGAAAGGACUUUGGUGCAUUAUUAUAAAGUGGAUGGUUGAGCUUUUGAGCUUGGGUUUUACCAUAUGUUUCUCAGGUUUUUUCUUACUAUUUGUUGACUGGAAUGGUCUUCGCAAUGCUAAGUGUGGGAUGGAUGCUGUUGAAUCUGGAAUUAAGCCCUGCGAUCUUGCUAAGGAUGCUCUUCAUCAACACCCAUUAACUCCUUUUACACUUUCCAAAGCUAUCAUUGUUGGGUAUCUAGGGAUAUUUUCUAUUUAUUGGAUCUUCUGCUUUUUGAGAUUUUUUGCACAACUAAAGGUUACUCUUGGAAUACGUCACUUCUAUUAUGACAGUCUUCAUGUUACAGACAAUGAGAUUCAAACCAUGCCGUGGGCAUCAAUACUUGAAAAGGUUGUUCAAUUACAAAGUUCACAGCAACUAUGUGUGGUUAAGGAUCUUUCUGAGCAUGAUGUGGUGAUGCGGCUGAUGCGGAAGGAGAAUUACUUGAUUGGAAUGCUCAACAAAGGGGUGCUUGCUUUUCCAAUAUCUCAGUGGAUCCCAGGAUCUGGUCCAACUGUCAAAUUUGGGUCAAAUGGCACACAACAUCGUCUGAUACUAACUAAGACCCUUGAAUGGACCUUAAAUUGGUGCAUACUGCAGAGCAUGUUUGAUCAAAACUUCUGCGUACAAAGGGACUUCAUUUCUAACCCUAAAACGUUAAAAAAAAGGCUCAUGGUUGUUGGGCUUGUGAUGCUUCUACUUUCUCCAUUUCUUGUCAUAUUUAUGUUGGUGUAUCUCUUUUUGAGGCAUGCCGAACAAUUCUAUAAUCAUCCAAGCACAGCCUCGUCUCGAAGAUGGUCAAAUUUGUCAAAGUGGAUCUUUAGGGAAUUUAAUGAGGUUGAUCAUUUAUUCAAGCACCGGAUCAACAGCAGUGUACUACAUGCUUCUGAUUAUCUGAAGCAGUUCCCCUCUCCAAUUAUUUCUAUAGUUGCUAAAUUUAUUUCUUUUGUGUCUGGUGGCUUUGCUGCCAUUCUCAUCAUCAUUGCGUUUCUGGAAGAAUCUUUGCUAGAGGGCCAUAUAUUUGGGCGCAACCUGUUUUGGUAUGCUGCUGUUUUUGGAACUAUUACAGCUAUUAGCAGGGCUGCAAUAGCUGAUGAGCUUCUGGUCCUUGAUCCUGAAGGGGUAAUGUCUUUGGUUGUCCAACAUACACACUAUAUGCCAAAGGGAUGGCGAGGCAAAGAAAAUACAGAGAUGGUCCGGAUAGAAUUUGAAACCCUGUUUCAGUAUACAGGCAUGAUGUUGCUGGAAGAGAUGGCCUCAAUUUUCCUCACCCCUUACUUACUAUUAUUUGUUGUCCCAAAGCGUGUGGAAGACAUUUUGCAGUUCAUUGCAGAUUUUACUGUGCAUGUUGAGGGUGUUGGUCAUGUUUGCAGCUUUAGCGUGUUUGAUUUUCAGAGCCAUGGCAAUAGCAACUAUGGUUCACCACACAAUUCAUCUCGUAGCCAGAGGAGUUCCCAGGGGAAAAUGGAAAAAUCAUUCUUGAGCUUCCAUAGCAGCUACCCCUCAUGGGAACCAAAAGCUCAGGGAAAGCAGUUCCUGUUGACUCUUAGAACAUUCAGGGAGCAAAAGUUUCAAGGACAGGGAUCUAGACCUGCUUAUUCGCCUCAGAGAAUGUGGCGAGGGAGCCCGAACUUAAGAAACCAAGGGGAAAGAAACAGCUUUUUCUCAAGGGAAAUGCCUCAUAAUAGUCCCACGAGUGGGCAUCAGUUGGGUUCUCUUUGGUUGAUUGAUGUGGAUCAAAAGAACCAUCCUUAUCUUCUUGAUUGGUAUUACACCUCCCAGCCUCACCAUGCAACAAAUUACUCAAGAAAUGCACCAGCAGCUGCUUUUGAAGUGGUCGAAGAAGGCCAUAAGGAUUUUUGGAUGCCAUCCAAUUUGGCUACUAAUGAUGCAAAAUAUGAGGAAUACUGGGGACACCAUUUUGAGGAUCGAUCACGGAGUCAUUUGGAAGCUUCUACAUCGACUCCUUUCUUUGGGGAAAGUGUACUACAGCAUCAUGACCUGGGUAACCUGGCACAACAGACAAGGAGCCAUUGGUGGGCUAGAAGUGAUCCACAGGGUUUGGGGCCCCAGACAAGUUUUCUCGAACCUCCUGACUUCAAUUGCCCAGUGCCAUACAAUCACUAUGAUAAUAUAUCUGAUAAAAGUUUAGAGGAGCAAGAAGAACACUUGGAUUGGAGAAAUGCUCGCAAGUUGUCUCGGACGAAUUUCAUGGAUGACUUCGAGACCGAGGGUGAAAUUAGUCUUCAUUUUGAUGAUAUUUAUAGCAGACCACCUGAACCCAUGAACUUUGAAUGAUCAGGUUACAUUUGAUUCAUUUAGGCUCAUAAGAUUAUUCAGAGGCUCUUGCUUCAUUUAUCCUUGUAAGGGUUUCCGAAAAAAAAUCAAUCAAAAUCUCUGUUCUUAUAAAUGGGGAACCCUGUAUUCUUUGUUGUAUAUAAAUUCUUGGUGAGGUUAGAUUCUUAGAAGGCCUCAACUCAUGCUCGGGCCCAGGGGUCAAAACUCUUGUGAGCCUUCUGAAGUGUAAAGACAAACACAAACUAUUGAUCAUCUAAAUUCCUCAUUCCAUUUUCAUUUA